AUGUGGUCAUUUUCAACUUUCGUGAUCUUUAUGUAUUUCUGUUGUGGGUCAUACUCUUUACCUGACAAAGGUUGUUGUAUACGUGGACGACAAAUUUGUUCCUCCUUGAAAAUCAGCGUGGCCGGUUUUAACAAGGCUUGUGAAACAGUAAUUCCCUCAGUUAAAACACUUGCUGAAAAUGGCUUCUACGUGGAGCAAAACCAGAGCUUGCCCAGAGGCUACUACGCCAUUUUGGCAUGGGCCCCAAAUAGCCUACCAAAGCCUGAGCGAUUUAGGCAGAUACUGUUCACGUACGCUGCAAUGAAUAUUCACGACAGUUGCUUCAAAAAACCUGAGCCCUGCAGGCCUCAACAAAUCAAUUCAUUUGAGCCCGACUGUAGUGAACAGAACGAGGUGUUCCGUCUGUUUGAUAUUUUCCUCCUGCCACAAACUUCCUGGAUAAUGGGAAACAGUGUCCGGCUGAUGGUAUCAAACACAUUCGAUUACAAAAACUUUUACAACAGAACGUUAUUCAGACGCUCACCGGAUCGAUGUAAUCGGUUCGUACUGCAUGCUUGUCGUCGUCCACCUGAAUAUGAUAAACUACUGCAUCAACAUCAACUUAGAGACUCACUUGGCCUUCCUGUAGAUCCUCAAGCCCGUCCCAGCACAUUGGAUAGUAUCUUUCAAGAACACUUUCCAGGCAUUGUUGUUAGUAAUUCAAUGCUAGAAUAUGAAGAGGAGACUUGUUUUCUCUCGGCAGAGCUGCAAAAUCAGGCUAUAGAUAAAGAAGAAAGCCUUUAUAUGUCCCCGUCAAGUUGUACUGACCCAUUCAUUGAAGCAGUAUCACCAAUCGAAUACGCCUUCAAUUUGACAAUUAUCGCCAAUAAAUGGUUUAUCUAUGCACAGCAAGAAUAUGUUCACUAUCAAGUGUUGAAAAAGUAUGUUUCCGACUUGAAAAUGCUUCAUGGCUUUGAGGAAAAUCACAUUGUUAUCCAAAGGGGGCGAGAUAACAAACGUCGAAUGGGACGCAUUGUGGCUCGAUUGCAGCUAAUUUUUGACAAACUGAUUGCAAGGCACGUGCGUUGGGCACCUCCGUUUCUUUAUUUGCGGAACACCCCAGAUCCA
Molecule: messenger RNA, 1107 nt
Organism: Opisthorchis viverrini
Lineage: Eukaryota; Metazoa; Platyhelminthes; Trematoda; Opisthorchiida; Opisthorchiidae
Exons: 1
Source: RefSeq, a predicted model, not a curated record